Molecule: messenger RNA, 3097 nt
Organism: Oncorhynchus tshawytscha (Chinook salmon)
Lineage: Eukaryota; Metazoa; Chordata; Actinopteri; Salmoniformes; Salmonidae
Product: regulator of G protein signaling 9 binding protein
Exons: 3
Coding region: 436-1212 (258 amino acids)
Biological process (GO): G protein-coupled receptor signaling pathway
Cellular component (GO): neuron projection
Source: RefSeq, a predicted model, not a curated record
AUCGUGCCUUAGGGGGAUGGAUAAUGAGAUUAGUUGCUGGGGCCAAGCCUGCAUCAGUCCAAAGGGGUCAAUCGCUGGAUUAUCACUGCUCUUGCUAAGGACUUAGACACCACUAUCACGUACACAACAUUUUGUAGUACUCGUUGACUUCUUCUACACCUGACUUUUCUUUUGGAGGGGGGAUUAUUAGGUGGAAGGUAAGAGUGGAAGACCUCAUGUUUGCCUGUUUUGACGUUGCAAAGUUUUGGAAUAAGAAUUAUGGUGCAUGACUUUGUAGCCUGCAUGGCCAUGGGAUUCUGACUGUCCCAGGUGCAGAGUGUUGAAUGAGGGGUCUGGCUGGGAAGUGAGUGCAGGGGUGACCGGCGGACUGAAGGACGGGUGGGCUUUGUGCUCGCCUGCUGUGACAGGGUCUGCAGCUCUCGACCAGCAGCCCUCAUGCCACUCAUCAACAACAAAGUGGGUGACGAUGGCACUACCAGUUCACCAAAGACUCUGGAAGAGGGGAAGGUUCUUAUCGACUCACUCAUAAAGGUGGUGGCAUGUUACCGCCACCUGGCCUCGUGUGUGGGUGGGUGCACGGACAGCUUGCACCUGCGUGACGAGCUGCGGCUAACGCGGGAGAAGGCCCAGAAGUUAGCGGUGGCCAGCCGUCACCACCUCACGGCACGGCUACGGGAUAAGACACUGCCCCAGGGGGAGAGACAGGAGAUGGAACUGCUCUGGGUGGCCUUCACCUCCAGUCUGGAACUCCUCCACGCAGACAUGUGCAAAGUCUUCAACAUGGGUUCCAACUUCUCCCUGAUCAAUAACAACACCUUAGUGCAGACUGGCAUUCAAGGGGAAACCAGUGAGGUGACAGCGCGGGCCCUCAGCUUGGCAGACCUGACCCGUGCCGAGGACCAGGUUCCCGCCAGCCUGGAGGAUCUGGAGCAGAGCCAGCUGGAGGAGGAGAUUGCCCAUGUGGAUGUCAUGCUGGAGGACAUGGAGGAGAAGGUCAACGUCCUGCGCUGGAUGGUGGAGGCCCGCGGGCCCCAGUACGCCGAACCGGCCAGCACGGACAGCGCCUCGUUGGGCCUCUUGUCCACGGACGAGGAGGCAGGUCCCCAAAGCCAGCAGUGCUGCGAGCGCAGCCAGAUUUUCAUGGUGCUGGUGCUGUGCAGUGUGGCAGUGGUGAUGGCCGUGCUGUCCGUCUGCGUGGUCUAUCUCUCAUGAGGAGGCUUGUCACCAGUGGAUUUCACCCAGGUUUUGUUGAGCCGCUAAAAGCAGUAGGACCUUAUGUUGCCAUAAAUUCCAUCCUCAUGUCAAUUGAUAUCCGAAAAUAUGGUUGUUGGAAGAAGCUGGUGUUGUUGAAAGGGCGGGGUACUUUACAUAUUUCUUUAUUUGAAUAAAGAGCCCCAUUUAAAAUUAAUACACUCCAGGUUACACAGUUUGACGCUCCCAUUUCUGUUAGAAAGUCAAUAUAAAACAGAUUCAAAAAGAGUUAGAUGCCCUGUGCAAUGUAGUUUAGCUAAUGUUAAUGGAUUGUAGUGGAAUGAAAUUGAACCAUUUAUGCUCUUUACUAAUGUAUGCUGACUACUGUAUAUGACAGUAAGGUUAAUGAAUUUUUAUUGAAAUGCGUUGAACAUAAUCUGUUUACACAACUUGACAGUGGUUGACAAAGUACACCCACCACAUUUAGGUCCAUGUUGUCAUUGACACUGAAGGUGUUUGUGAAGCCAGAUUACAAUGAAGAUCUUUGCACAUGAGUGCAAUGUGUGGGAGCAUAUCAGUUUGCUGACCUGUUGUGAAUAUUACAUUCUAAUGAAGAAUUUCAUGUGAAUAUUCUCAAUAUUGUGGCUUCCAUGUCACUUCAGCCAAUAGGUUAGCUUACUGCAUUACUGAUAUUGUAUCCAGGCUUUCGCAAUACAGUAAUUAUUGCAGGAAUAUGUGUAGUACUUGUGGAGUAUUCGGUUUAUAUUCUGUCUUCAGAGUCCUCCGUAACCCAAAUACCAUAAACCUGACCCGGGUCUGGAACGGUUUCCACAAUAAAUCAAAUGGAACAUGUGUUGCUGUGUCCCCAGCUUCAGAUUCAGGCUAGCAGUUGUGCCAGCAAUGCAAGCAAACAGGGAGACUUUUCCACUCAAGGCACAUGAAAAAUACAAACAUUGUAAGUGACAUACAGUAGCUGAGAAUGUGUUUCCUAAACACAGUGGACGGCCUGUGCACAAUUUCAUAUAUUACCAAGGAUACACAGGGCCGGACUACCACAUUUAGGGCACAGAGGCGCUGACCUGAUUUUUUGUGUUGACAUUAUUUUCAGUUGUAUAGCUAAUGCUAUUGUAGAUAUUUUGUCAAGAUAAAAUGUUGUAGUGUUAAAGUUAAUUUCCUGCAAUUCUAUGCUAUUUGCUAUGGGUCAGAGAUAAAAAAUGUGCUGUUUUAUAGCUCAUCUAAUGCUAUUGUUCACAUUUUGCCAUGAGGCUGAGAGAAAAUGUUGCUGGUUUAAAGCUAAUUUCCUGCUAUUCUACACAUUUUGCCAAGAGACUGAGAGAAAAUGUUGCAGUUUUUAAGAUAAUUUCCUGCUAUUCCACACAUUUUGCUAUCAUAUGUUAUCUGGGGGGCCCCCGACCUCCAGGUGGUCCCCAUCCCUGUUCGGUAAUCCGGCCCUGAGGAUACAGGUCAAGGUAUUAACUAAUGUCUCUUAAUUCCAUAUUACAAAAGUAAAACCAAAGGUUUGUGUAGCUUCUGUAUUAAAUGGUAAUCUGCUACAUUUGUCAACACCCAAGCAAGCUGUGGUGUAAAAACUGUGAAUACCAUAUUAUAUUUCAUUAACAGAGCAUUACAACUUUUAAUGAACUGCAGUAGUAUAGUAAUAGCUUAUGUAAUAAAUUAUAUGUACAUGUUUAUUCAUACCCAUCAACUGUUAUUAGUAAACUCAGCAAAAAAAGAAACAUCCUCUCACUGUCAACUGCGUUUAUUUUGAGCAAACUUAACAUGUGUAAAUAUUUGUACGAACUUAACAAGAUUCAACUACUGAGACAUCAAUAACUGAACAAGUUCCACAGACAUAUGACUAACAGAAAUGGAAUAAUGUGUCCCUGAACAAAGGGGGGAUCAACAU